ACGUGACACCGCCGUGCGCGCCCCCGGCGCCGGGCGCGGCAGCGCGCGCGCGCGACUGUGAGUGCGUGUGUGUGUGUUUCCCCGCCGCUCACGUGACCGCGCUGACUCGGCGCUCACGUGACCGCGCGGCGGGGCCGUGCCGGAGCCGGGGCCGCGCUCGCCAUGGGCUGCUGCUACAGCAGCGAGGCCGAGGCCUCCGACCAGGAGGAAGAGACAAAGCGGCUGCUGGAGCCGGCAGCCAGCCCACCCAACAAGGUGCUGAAUGGAGCGGAGCAGAGCUACCACAACCUCCCGUCGGCACGCACCGAUGAGCAGGCCAUGCUGUCCUCCAUCCUUGCCAAAACAGCCAUCAAUAUCAUCGAUGUGUCGGCAGCAGAUUCCCAGGGCAUGGAGCAGCAUGAGUACAUGGACAGAGCCAGGCAGUACAGCACACGCCUGGCCAUGCUCAGCAACAACCUGACGCACUGGAAGAAGCUCCCGCUGCUGCCGUCUCUGACUAACCAGCCGCACCAAGUGCUCGCCAGUGACCCUGUCCCCUUUGCAGACCUGCAGCAGGUGUCCCGGAUAGCUGCCUACGCCUUCAGUGCGCUCUCACAGAUCCGUGUCGACGCCAAAGAAGAACUGGUUGUACAGUUUGGCAUCCCCUGAACCUGUCCCCACCACCGCUGCUUCACCGCUUUGGGUUGUUUUUGGUUUUUUCCCCAUUUUUUUUCUCUUUAUAUCCCUUCCCUCCCCAUGCUGCUGCCACAGAACUUGGACAGAUACCUGUUUCCUACUAAAUGCCAAGGCGCCCAUCAUUGGCA
Molecule: messenger RNA, 803 nt
Organism: Oenanthe melanoleuca
Lineage: Eukaryota; Metazoa; Chordata; Aves; Passeriformes; Muscicapidae
Gene: LAMTOR1
Product: late endosomal/lysosomal adaptor, MAPK and MTOR activator 1
Exons: 5
Coding region: 163-648 (161 amino acids)
Biological process (GO): lysosome organization; cellular response to amino acid stimulus; endosomal transport
Cellular component (GO): lysosome; membrane raft; Ragulator complex
Molecular function (GO): molecular adaptor activity; guanyl-nucleotide exchange factor activity
Source: RefSeq, a predicted model, not a curated record